CCUUCUGCGCGCGGCCGGCGGACGGAGCCGAAGGGAGCCGAGCCGGGCCGAAGGCGGCGCGAGGACCUCCCUUCCCCCACUCUCCCCCCCCCUCACCUCACCUCGGGCGACGGCGGCGGCCGCUGAGGAGAAUGGCGGCGGCGGCGGCGGCGGGGUUGUUGGCGGCGGGAGGGCCAGGCCCGUAGCGGGCGGCGGCGGCGGCUCCAUGGAGGAAACGGCGGCGGCGGCUGAGGGGCGCGCCGCAAUGAUGCUGUCGCCUGGGCGCACCGUGACCUCAGGAGGUUUGAGGACUUAGCGGGAGCUGCUGCUUCAUACCCCAGAAGGCUGAAGGAGCAGAAAAGAGAGCCUUGAACCUGGAGGUGGGUCGUUAACUCUAAGAUGUCCUUGAGCGGUGGAGCUUCCGGAGGGAAAGGAAUAGAUGCGAACCCAGUCGAGACAUAUGACAGUGGGGAUGAGUGGGACAUUGGAGUCGGGAAUCUGAUUAUUGACCUGGACGCGGAUUUGGAGAAGGACCAGCAGAAAUUGGAAAUGUCGGGCUCCAAGGAGGUGGGGCUUCCAGCGCCGAACGCUGUGGCCACGCUUCCGGAGAACAUCAAGUUUGUGACCCCGGUGCCGGGGCCGCAGGGCAAGGAAGGCAAAUCCAAAUCCAAGCGGAGCAAGAGCAGCAAGGACAGUGGCAAGGCCGCCCCAGGAUCCGCUCUGUUCACUGCAAGUGAAGGGACCAGUGGCAAGAAGGAGGCGCAGGGGCGCCCUGGGGACGGUGUGAACUCUGGCGGCCUAGUGGCUGCCGUUGGCCCAAAGGGCUCAGAGAAAUCGGCCAAGGCUUCUCGCAGCGUGGCUGGCUCAAAGAAAGACAAGGAGGGCAGUUCGUCCAAGAGCAAGAAGGAGAGGAGUGAGGGGGCAGGGGCUCCGGCAGAGAAGGAUCCCGGUGUCCUCCAGCCCCUCGCUUUGGCUGUCAGGGUGGGGCAGUAUGACGGGGGCCAAGGAUCUGAGCCCGCUGCCGAGCAGCUUGGGAGUAUUGCUAUUGACACAGGAUCCGCACUCAACCCUUUGGGAAUUAAGUCGGAGCUGGAAGAUGGUGACGGGGAGUGCCGGCAGCUCAAAAAGGUGAAAUUGGAGAAGAUGGAGUCUCCUGUGUCCACCCCCGCAGUGCUGCCGCUGCACCUCCUUGUCCCCGUUGUCAACAGCGAUAUCUCGUCACCAUGCGAGCAGAUCAUGGUACGCACUCGGUCUGUGGGGGUCAACACCUGCGAUGUGGCCCUGGCUACCGAGCCGGAGUGUUUGGGCCCCUGUGAACCUGGCACCAGCGUCAAUCUGGAGGGAAUCGUGUGGCAGGAGACGGAGGACGGUAUGCUGGUGGUGAACGUCACCUGGAGGAAUAAGACGUAUGUGGGGACACUGCUGGACUGCACGCAGCACGACUGGGCACCACCCAGGUUUUGUGAUUCUCCCACCAGUGAUCUGGAGAUGCGGAACGGUCGCGGGCGGGGCAAGCGCAUGCGUCCCAACAGCAACCCCCCCAUGAACGAGAGCACGGCAGCCUCAGAGAGCAAAGGGACCAGUAAUAGCAGCAAGACGCGAGCAGGGGCCAACAGCAAGGGGCGGCGGGGGAGCCAGAACUCUUCAGAGCAUCGGCUCCCGCCCGCCGGGACAUCUGAAGAUGUCAAGGCCAGCCCCUCGUCAGUGACCAAGCGGAAGAGCAAGCCCCUCUCUGACCUGGAGGUGAACUCUAGCUCCGAGGACUCCAAGGGGAGUAAACGUGUCCGCACAAACUCCCUGGGCUCGGCCGCCACGCCGUUGGUGGUUGCGGCGGUGGCCGCUGCGGCGGCGGCCACAACUGUCAAGUUGGAACCUGCCAUUUUGGACAGGAACUGCCCCUCCCCUAUACUGAUUGAUUGUCCCCAUCCCAACUGUAGCAAAAAAUACAAGCACAUCAACGGGCUCAAAUACCACCAAGCCCACGCGCACACCGAUGACGACAGCAAGCCCGAGGCGGACGGUGACAGUGAGUAUGGAGAGGAGUUGUCUCUCCCAGCAGACCUGGGCAGCUGCAAUGGUGCCUCCAGCAGCCAGAAGGGAUCUCUGUCGCCGGCUCGGUCGACCACCCCCAAAGUGCGCCUGAUGGAACCUCACAGCCCCUCCCCGUCAAGCAAGUUUAGCACUAAGGCCCCUGGCAAGAAGAAGUUGGGUGGCGAAGGAGACCCCGACUCGGGCGCUCUGUCCAACGACGGGUCCGAAGACGGCCCUUUCGCCGCUGACGAGACGAGCAACGACGGCUACGACUCCGUGGAGAAGCGGAGCAGCGACAAAGAGAAGGCGAAAAAGUCCGUCGGUAUCAAGUCGGAGAAAGGGCCGUCUUCCAAGAGCAUCAAGUCCGCGCGGCCCAUCGCCCCGGCCAUCCCGCCGCAGAUCUACACCUUCCAGACGGCCACCUUCACUGCAGCCAGCCCCGGCUCCUCUGCGGGCUUGACCACCACGGUAGUCCAGGCCAUGCCCAGCAGCCCCCAGCUGAAGCCCAUCCAGCCGAAACCAACUGUGAUGGGAGAGCCUUUCACGGUCAGCCCCGCCCUCACUCCUGCCAAGGACAAGAAGAAGAAGGACAAGAAGAAGAAGGAGCCAAAGGACAUAGAGAGCCCCUUGACUCCUGGGAAAGCGUGUCGGCCCGAGGAAGGUAAGAGCCCCUUCCGGGGAGAGCCCGUGGACCUGGGGGCUAAGGGGGAGAGCCUUCUGAAUGGCUCCUCUGACCCCCACCAGAGCCGCCUCGCAAGCAUAAAGGCCGAGGCGGAUAAGAUCUACAGCUUCACCGACAAUGCCCCGAGCCCCUCCAUUGGGGGUGCCAGCCGACUCGACAGCACAGCCUCCGCGCAACCCCUGACGCCCCUCCACGUGGUCACUCAAAAUGGCGCCGAAGCCAACUCUGUGAAAACCAACAGCCCUGCCUACUCCGACAUCUCUGACGCGGGGGAAGACGGGGAAGGCAAGCUAGACAGCGUGAAGGCCAAGGACCCCGAGCAGCUGGCGAAGGACGGGGCCAAAAAAGCCCUUUUCCCCUCUCAACCUCAGCCCAAGGACUCUCCCUAUUACCAGGGUUUUGAGGCCUACUACUCGCCAGGGUACGCGCAGUCGAGCCCCGGCCCCAUUAACCCCAACAGCCAGGCCAGCGUGGACAGCCAGGCCCUGAAGCUGAAAAAGGACGAGGAGCCCCCAAGCCCCGAGGUGAAGGUGAAGAACGAGGUUUGCGAGGAGAAGAAGGCGGAGCUGGGCCCCUCCAGCCAGCAGCCCUCGGUCAUCCAGCAGCGGUCCAACAUGUACAUGCAGUCUCUCUACUACAACCAGUACGCCUACGUGCCUCCGUACGGUUACAGCGAGCAAGGCUAUCACGCCCACCUGCUGAGCACCAACCCCACGUACCGGCAGCAGUAUGAGGACCAGCAGAAGCAGCGCCAGAGCCUGGAGCAGCAGCAGCAGCAGCAGCAACAGCAGCAGCGGAGCAUAGACAAGAAGGUCGAGCUGGGGCUGAAAGAGAGGGAGGCUGCGCUCAAGGAGGAGUGGAAGCAGAAGCCGUGCCUGCCUCCCACGCUGACCAAAGCCCCGAGCCUGACGGACCUGGUCAAAUCGGGGCUGAGCAAGGCCAAGGACCAGGGGCCCGACGGGGCCAAGUCGGUCAUCAUUCCCAAGCUGGAGGAUUCCUCGAAGCUCCAGAGCCAGGCGUCCGAGAGUCUCAAGGGGAAGCUGAGUGAAAGUAGCCAUCUGGGCAAGGAGACGGUGGAGCCCAAGGCCAGUUCGGAGUGCGGCCGGCAGGCCGAGGUGGACCCGGUGCUGUGGUACAGACAGGACACAGAGCCCCGCAUGUGGACCUACGUUUACCCUGCCAAAUAUUCGGACAUCAAGACGGAGGAUGAGCGGUGGAAGGACGAGAGAGACCGGAAGUUAAAGGAGGAAAGGAGCCGCAGCAAAGAGUCGGCCGCCAAGGAGGACGGGAAGGACGGCGGGGGCUCUGACUGCAAAGGGCCCUCCGGCGAGGAAUCCCGCAUGGUGGCCAAGGAGCCCAGGCCCAGUGUCCACGUGCCGGUGUCCUCUCCGCUCAGCCAGCACCAGUCCUACAUCCCCUACAUGCACGGCUACUCCUACAGCCAGUCAUACGACCCCAACCAUCCCAGUUACCGCGGCAUGCCCACCGUCAUGAUGCAGAAUUAUCCAGGUUCCUAUCUGCCCUCCAGCUAUUCAUUCUCCCCGUACGGCAGCAAAGCCUCCGGGAGCGACGAUGGCGAGAAGUCCCGGGCCAGCCCCAGCAUGGGCUGCAAGUCCAGCUCCGAAUCCAAGGCUCUGGACAUCUUGCAGCAGCACGCCAGCCACUACAAGAGCAAGUCCCCAACGAUAGGCGAGAAGACUCCUCAGGAGCGCAGCGGCUGUGGGGUGGGAGGAAGCAGCGCAGGCUGCAGCAGCGUAGGGGGCACCAGUAGUGCCGAGAGAAGCGUUGACCGGCCCCGUUCGUCUCCUUCGCAGCGCCUGAUGUCCACGCAUCACCACCACCACCACCUGGGUUACUCGCUGCUGCCAGCCCAGUACAACCUGCCCUAUGCAACAGGCCUAUCAUCGACAGCCAUCGUGGCCAGCCAGCAAGGCGCUGCUCCCUCCCUAUACCCGCCACCCCGGAGGUGAAACCGGAUGUGACGUGACCGGAUAAUCGAGGCUGCCCCCAAGUCAUGUGACUGGCUCACGUGAGGAAGCGCUGGAAACUGCGUUAGACAUCAGUUGAAUGGUGUUGAGUUGUUCUGCUUGACGAUCCUGCUGUAAUGUGAGGCAGGCCGCCGCCCCUCCCCCCCGUUUGAACACAAGCUGAGCCCCCUCCCUCCCCGCCCGUAUGUGUUGAAUUGUGGAGCUGGGACUUGUGGAAAAUAUUUAUUCACCUGACUUGUGGGAGGAUGGGGCGGGGGGGCAAGCGGCCUGUGUUCCCAGAAUUCCUCUGGAGAGCGGGGACUGUGCGCUGGUAGGCUCAGCAAGGUGGCAUCACGGGACAUUUGGAACAUUAGGGGACGUGGGCGAGUCUGCCCGGCUCUCUGGCCGCAGCUUCCCUGCUCCUGAGACGGCUUCUCCACAGAACAUGGGAAACGGUCCAGGCCGAGGUAUUUGUACCAGCGAGAAGCGAUUGCCUCACGCAAUCAGGCUGGCGGGCUUCUGUAAAGACCGCAGGGAAGAGCUGCUUCUGUCGCCUGAAGCGGGGAGAGGAUCGGGCAGCGGGGAGAAGCAGCGGGCCGUCACGAGCGCGAGCUGCCGACGACGCGCCCCCUGACCCGGAACAACACUGAAAACUCUCUGUAGCACUUUGCCUUCGGGACUGCUGCUCCCUCCUCCCGUUUCCCCGCCCCGGGUCCUCUUUUCCAUGUGUUUCUUUGUAAAGAGCUCUCCCUGCAGGCGGGACGUGUGUAUCGCAGCGGCAGAUGCCUCUUUGCUCUGCAGCACAAAAGUGUGUGGCAUCCAGUUCCGCCUAAAAGGGGGGCCUUUCGGCAGGCAGGCCCUGCUCCCGCUGGGAUAGGUCGCCGCCGCCCACCUGGUGGCCCCUCUCUCCACUCUGCCGGAAGGCUUUCGGCUGCGUACACUUCCUGCCUUCUCCAGGUCCCCCGCCCGUAAGCUAGUUUCCCGAAUGCAGACAUGUUCACCUGGGGCCGGAUACAUUUUGGGCAAGCAGUUCUUCCUUCUUCACGUCUGUCCUUCUUGCAGGAAGCAAACGACUGGGUGCCAGGGCAGAUGUGAUCUUAGCAAGGGAGCGGAGAUGGGGUAGAGGCAAACUGGCUGCCCAGCUGAUCGGCAACUGUGCCGUAGCUGCAGGCGGCGCUUGCCGGAGCAGACCCCCUCGUUGAAGUCAGUCGGGGAUGAAACUGCUUGGGCUAACCUCCCCGUGGGCUUUGCUGCUUCCGCUGCAGGAAAAGACUGCCCGUGCCUCGCAGGCCGAUGGUCAGCCCCGUGCCAUUGUUCCUUGCCGAAAUGGUCCACCUGGCACCCUGCCCACACUAAAGGGAGUUAACUUCCCGCCCCCUUUACUCUCCCCCAGCCUCCCCUCCUGUAGAGUGACCAGCCGUGGAGGUUUUUGAGGAGCUGGACGUGUGUGCCCGUCCCGACAACGCAAGCUCCCAGCUCAGUCCUUUCUGUUCCUGUCUGUACGUUGUGUGAGGCCACACCUCUGCCUCCCAGACUUUGUAUAUUCUGUAAAAAGGAAUUGUUUGAAA
Sphaerodactylus townsendi is the source of this 6227-nucleotide messenger RNA. RefSeq names its product zinc finger protein 609 (gene ZNF609). The coding region runs from base 379 to 4662 and encodes 1427 amino acids. The record is from RefSeq and is a predicted model, not a curated record. The transcript has 10 exons. Gene Ontology annotation, cellular component: nucleus. Gene Ontology annotation, biological process: regulation of transcription by RNA polymerase II. Lineage: Eukaryota; Metazoa; Chordata; Lepidosauria; Squamata; Sphaerodactylidae.